AUGGCCACUUCCAGUACAACAUCUAGAUCUAACGAUAUGGAGCUGCAACAUUUGGAUAUCGAAGCUACGUUGGCCGUGGGAGAAAUGGCCACCAGAACUUCGUCGGCUUCUCUCUCUGCAUCCACCGAAACAGCAGUGUCGGAUAAUAUUGCGGCCAAUCUCAUCGCCCAGGUCACCUCAUUUGCUGGGUCUUACGCAAACCUCAAUGAACUUUUUGAGAAAUCUUGGAAUUCCAGGAACAGCGCAUUGCCGUCUCAAGCUUCAUGGCGAGGUGAAUCUGCCGAUUUCCCCCAAGGGCAUUCAUUCUAUGCGAGCGACCAGCACGGACGGAGCCAUGCAUUUUAUGACGCCUACAAUAUGUACAGUCGGACUGCUCAUAUGGGCAUACUCGAUCCCAGCUAUGACGUCUUUACGAGCGAAUACGGGCACGGAGCGCUUAUUUACAAAGUGCAGAACCGUACAGCUGUCAUCACUGGUGAUCCUCUCUGCCCCGUGAGCCACUUUGACCAGUUGUUGAAGGAAUUCCAAUGCAAGAAACAACUCAAACUGGCAUUCAUGGGAAUUGGACAGCAAUUCGCCGAAUACGCCGCAGACAAGGGAUGGACUACCAUGCAUUUUGGACGUGAACGUGUCUUGAAUCCUUUGACGAACAAGGUUCUCCGUCAACUUUCAGGAAAGCGAAUGGUAGCCCAGAGUCGAAGACUAUUGGAUCCUAAACGCAUCGGACUCGUUGCUGAUAUCUAUUGUCCUGGAAGAUCCGGCCGUGAUUCCACUCUGGAGGCUGAGAUUCAGAGUUUGUAUGAUGCAUGGCGCAUGGAGCGCAACUCGAAGAAUGAGGGCGGAAACCAGGCAUUCGUCACGGAGUAUGAUCUAUUCUCGGAUCCCGACAUAGCCCUUUAUCUGUAUAUUCGAGAUCGAGAAGGUUCCGUGGUUGGUCUAGCGGUGCUUCGAAGUCUUGGGGCCACCUGCGGUUUUCAUCUCGACCCUUGCAUAGCCUCCCCUACCGCCCCUUCUGGCGUUACCGACCUUCUCCCCAUUCUCUCCAUGAUCCUACUCCGAGGCACUGGAAUCGCAUAUCUCAGCUUUGGGUACGAGCCCUUUCCUGAGAUAUGUGACAUAUCAGGACAGCGGAAGUUGAAGGCUUCUUUGACACGCUGGGGUUACCGCCGCGUUCUUGAGACGGUGAACGUGGGCGGUAAGGUCUCCUAUCACGACAAGUUCCACCCCGAUGAGAACUUAGAAUCAGACCUAUACACGGUUAUUCCGAAAGGGUCUCUUCAAGUUCAACAAUCAGCUGCAAUAAUGCAUGUGGCCAACAUCAAACUUCGACGCCUUCUCCUCUCUAAUCACCGUCAAACAGUCAGUUGA
Molecule: messenger RNA, 1368 nt
Organism: Clonostachys solani
Lineage: Eukaryota; Fungi; Ascomycota; Sordariomycetes; Hypocreales; Bionectriaceae
Source: the annotation of a GenBank genome assembly